This is a messenger RNA of Serpula lacrymans var. lacrymans S7.9, 2063 nucleotides long. RefSeq lists its product as uncharacterized. The record is from RefSeq and is a predicted model, not a curated record. Gene Ontology annotation, molecular function: ATP hydrolysis activity; ATP binding; ATPase-coupled lipid transmembrane transporter activity. Bases 92 to 1768 code for a protein of 558 amino acids. The transcript is spliced from 14 exons. Gene Ontology annotation, biological process: transmembrane transport. NCBI's taxonomy places the organism in Eukaryota, Fungi, Basidiomycota, Agaricomycetes, Boletales, Serpulaceae.
GCUGUCGCUGUAUUUUUCAAAUAAACUUUUAUUUGUCAUCGAACACCGCAUAACGACUGGGAAGACGGAUGUCGAGACGGUUUGUUGGGCGAUGGGAGCUCGUAGUGCGUGUGUAGUGUUGAACGGGUUGAUCCACUGGUGGUCGAAGCACGUUGCUUUGAUGUACAAAACUCGGGUAAAGUACCACUUCGAGGAGAAGCUAUUACAAGCCAAUCUCAAACGCGAUCUCCCCACCUCGCAAGAUAAUGAGUCGCGCUCGAAAGCAGACCCUGACGACGCCUUUAACUUUCUUCAGCAAUCUAUCGAUCUCCUGCGGCUCGUAUACCAGGUUUUCGGUUCCGGGUUGAAUAGUACGGGUCCGUUGUUCGUCGUGCUGUGUAUACUUCCGCUGGUUGCUCGUGGGAUCGUUAAGACAGAGAUAUGGGGAAAAGCGUACGUCGUUCAAGCGAUCAAUAGCCACUAUAUUCGCAAAAUGGCGCUGCGUGAUCUGACUAACGACAGCCUCAAACAAGAUAUGCUGAGCGGGAACAUAUGUGAUUAUGUUUCACGAGAAUAUCACAGAGCACAGAGCGGGCUUCGAGAUAUACCGGCUGGAGAUGCCGAGUCACUAUACCGACAGUCCAAAACCCCAUUUGCAGAUAUAGCGUUGGGUAUAGUGGGGGAUUUGCCAAUACUAUACUUUGCAGGUCUCGCAAUCUUCACGCCCUCGAAACUGUCGAUGAUCCACCUGGCCAUCCUGGAACAGACGUCGAUCUCACUGCGGUACACGUUCUCCCAUAUCGUCUUCACGGGAAAGCUGUGGCCCUCGGACCUUAACCGCAUGAAAAGUAUUUACCGGAUCUUGGAUCUCGAAAACCAGGUGAAGGAUGGCGAGUUUCCUUAUCCGUGUUCGCAGGAGGAUCAUCGCGGGAAGGGCAUGUCACUGUGCAUUCGCAACUUGUCGUUCGCGUACCCUGGCAGCAAGUCAGACAGGACCGCGGUCAUCGAUGCUUCCUUUUCCAUCCCGAGUGGCUCGCUGGCUGUCAUCGUAGGCGGAAACGGAAGUGGCAAGUCGACUUUGAUCAAACUCCUAAAUCGGCUAUACGUUCCCUCUUCCGGAGAGAUCCUCGUCGAUGGCAAGCCUAUCGAGCAAUACAACGUCGCACUUCUCCGACGUGCCACUGCCAACCUGACCCAGGAUCACAACCUCUUCCCCUUGUCUAUUCGCGAAAAUAUAGGCCUCGGAAAUCCUUCCCUCCUAAACGAUCUGGACAAAAUAAUCGAAUCAGCCAAAUUGGGCGGCGCUCACGACUUUAUCACUAACUUUGCCGACGGUUACGACACCGUCCUUCGUCCUGUGCAAACCGCAUAUCUCAGCUUUGCAGCCAACGCCAGCGAUGAACUCCUGGCUCAGUACAAGGCCAUGGAAAAACAAGCCGAGCUCUCAGCUAACCUAUUCUUCAAGGUGGAGAGCGACAACGACUGCUCACGCACGUUUAUGCGUCUCACCUCGGAUGAUAUCAAGUUCGUCACCGUAGACGAACCCAGCUCAGCUCUAGACCCUCAAGGCGAAUUCGAGCUCUUCGAGAGACUUAGACAAGCACGAAAGGGCAGGACCAUGGUAUUCGUCACCCAUCGUUUCGGCCACCUAACAAAACAUGCCGACCUUAUCAUAUGUAUGAAGGACGGCGCCAUCGUACAAACCGGGAAGCACGACGAGCUCAUGGAGAUGGGCGGUGAAUAUUCACGUUUGUACAACAUACAGGCGGGAGCAUUCAUGACUUCCUAAACUCCAUCGCGUGGUGCUCAAUGUCUCGCCCAGGAUACCCAUCAAUUUUUGUUUUUGUUUUCAAGGACAUUUUUAAUCUAAUCCUUUCGUAGCCCUAAUUAUACCCUCGCCGUCGCACAUCUUUGUUUUUCAAUCGCUUCUUUUGGAUAUCUGUCAGGACCAGUCUAAUAUUUUGGGUUUUUGAGAAGCUGUUUUACGGACAUUGGUAUGUGUAGGGUGAGCGAGCAUGUAUUUACAUCAGAAUGGCUGCAUGUAAACAACGACAUUCCUUUCUCCGAGGACACUUGAUAUGAAA